AUGCCGCGACACUAUCAUUACCAGCCCAGCCGCGAACUCCAUGUGGUAGUACUGGGAGCAGGAGGCGUGGGCAAGAGUUGUUUGACUGCCCAGUUCGUGCACAACGAGUGGAUCGAGAGCUAUGAUCCCACCAUCGAAGACUCAUAUCGCACACAGCUUCAGGUUGAUGGGCGCCAAGUUGUUCUCGAAAUCCUCGAUACAGCGGGGACCGAGCAGUUCGUCGCCAUGAGGGAUCUCUACAUGAAGACCGGACAGGGCUUUCUCCUCGUUUUCAGCAUCACCUCUUCAUCGUCGCUGAGCGAACUGGCUGGCUUGCGCGAGGAGAUUAUCCGGAUCAAGGAUGAUGAGAAUGUCCCGAUCGUGAUUGUGGGAAACAAGGCCGAUCUGGAGGAGAAUCGAGCUGUGCCCCGAGCCAAGGGUUUCUCCAUCUCGCAACGAUGGGGCGCACCCUACUACGAGGCUAGCGCUAGGACGAGGAGUGAGUUUGCCCGUCCGUCCGCGGCCAUUACCAUCAUGGCCGCACGACGCUAUGGCCGCAUCCGGACUAACAGACGUGCAGCCAACGUCGAUGAAGUCUUUAUCGAUCUUUGCAGGCAGAUGCUCCGCAAGGACGACGAGCAGAGCGCCAGCAUGGAGGCAGAUGAAGGCUACAAGUACGACCACGGUCGAAGUUCGCACAAGCGACAUCGUCGCCGACGAAGAAAGGACUCGCCACGAUGCGCGAUACUGUGA
This is a messenger RNA of Fusarium keratoplasticum, 732 nucleotides long. RefSeq lists its product as uncharacterized. The record is from RefSeq and is a predicted model, not a curated record. The transcript has 7 exons. Gene Ontology annotation, biological process: signal transduction. Gene Ontology annotation, cellular component: plasma membrane. Gene Ontology annotation, molecular function: GTPase activity; GTP binding; GDP binding. The coding region runs from base 1 to 732 and encodes 243 amino acids. Lineage: Eukaryota; Fungi; Ascomycota; Sordariomycetes; Hypocreales; Nectriaceae.